Messenger RNA from Magnusiomyces paraingens, 1476 nucleotides. RefSeq lists its product as uncharacterized. The record is from RefSeq and is a predicted model, not a curated record. The transcript has a single exon. Bases 1 to 1476 code for a protein of 491 amino acids. Lineage: Eukaryota; Fungi; Ascomycota; Dipodascomycetes; Dipodascales; Dipodascaceae.
AUGUCCAUCGAAACUUGUGUUCAAACUAGAGGCUCCCAACAUGAGCAGUUCCCUCUAUGGUCUUCUGACUCGGUAAGUCCCUCCUGGCCUGCUGAACAAAUAAAUACGUCCAAACAUUCGUCAACUCUCAAUCAACAUACAAGCCCAAGCCCAGACCCAGAUAUCAGCCCCAUAGACUUUGUAGUAGAGCAAGCACCACCACCACCAUCACCACCACCACCAACAUUUCUCUCUCUUAACCAAGAAGCUUCAACAGAAAACAUAUCGGAUGGCUCUUAUUCGUCUUCAAGUAUCGACCUCCAGGUGCUGCGGCUCCUUUCUCAUCCUGCUGCACGUUGUCUUUUCCUCCCGGUUGCAUAUCCUACCCACCAAAGUCGCGCUACCACGACCCCCCAUGACCUUCACCAGGCCUUUAUUGAUCUUCCACAUACACUACUACUUCCAACAGGCAAUCUUGCUGCCUUUGAGUCGCCAGAAUAUCGUCGUAUAAUCCGUCAUACAGCUUUUUACCGUGCUUUGACCAAUGCACGCGAAUCUGGUACUACUCCAAAACGGAAUUUUGCUGUUGUUCUACCGCUUCAAGUCUUAAACCAUGAUGAACAACAACAACAAAAAACAUGGGCCACUGUUGUUUUAUUGAUUCGCCCAGGAAGUUGUUUUGCUCGUUCAUAUUAUGGAUUUUGUGAGAAAUCACCACUGCUACCUUCAGGCUCAGAAGUUUCACCAGAAUAUAUUCAGAGCGCUCAUGGUGCAGACUUAAGUGGUCUCUUGCUCACAUUCUUUCCUAAAAAAUGUCGGGUCAGUACGCGUGCGACGUGUCUUUUCCCAAUUAACCAAAAACAAGACUCGGGUAUCGCAUGUGCUCUUACAGCUUUCCAUAUGACACGUUGGCCCGCAUUAAAAAUGCAUUUAUUACGACCUCGUCUUCCUGAAGGUCUUUCCUACUCACAACUUUAUGAGCUGCUAUGUCAGGACCUUACUACUCAUUUGGGUAAUUCCAGAGCCCCUUCUUCACAAACAAUCUUUACAAAUCAUAACCUUCCUUACAACAUUUUCCCUGCUCCUAUUCCCUUCACUUCCGCUACUAUUAUUAAUAGUGAAUCCAAAUCUGAGCGACCACGCAUAGGCAACACAGUAAAGCAACUGGAGACUCGUCUACGGCAUAUUGAACAAAACCGAAUGCGGUUUGAACAAAAGCGGGCGCGUCUUACAGCACGGUCAAUCCCUCAAGGUUCGCAUGAAGCGGGUGCACUACGUGCACGAGUACAAAGAAUAGAUCACAGAAUUGAACUUAACUGUCAAAGAGAAGAUGCAGUGCGGUGGGCAUUACAACGUUCACGGGACAAUGGGAAAAACUCUAGCAUUGGAAAAAGUUCUCAACGUAUUGCAACUCGAAGAAAAUGUCAUCGGUCGGCGCAUCGAGAUACUGCAACACGGGAACUAGAGAAACUAAUUGGGAAAAUGAAUAUUGGGUAA